Coniosporium apollinis CBS 100218 is the source of this 237-nucleotide messenger RNA. RefSeq lists its product as uncharacterized. The transcript has 2 exons. The record is from RefSeq and is a predicted model, not a curated record. The coding region runs from base 1 to 237 and encodes 78 amino acids. Lineage: Eukaryota; Fungi; Ascomycota; Dothideomycetes.
AUGGACACUACGACGAAGUUGCAGAAGUUGCAGGACCUCCACACUAAGCUCUUACAGCGUCAGGCAGAGGACCAGGAGUGCUUUCAACUUAUCUGGCUGUUCAUAGAUAAGCUGCUUGACGGCGAUGUCCGCGCAGGUCUUCUUAGUGAAGAGAAAUACAAGGAGCUUUGUAUGAAUAUUCGACUAUCGGCCCUGCGCGAGGCAGACAUGCCUACGGACGACCUGCCGGACGUGUAA